GGGGCCCGUCACCUAGAAAUACUGGCAACCAAGGCCCGACGGCAGGGAUCGUGGGCUCAAGGCUUAAGUCCAUCUGGCGGUAAGCCAAAAUGAUCUGCAUUCUCAGCCAUGGUUAUAGCGUCGAAAUGCACGCCCAUUUGGGAGUAAGCGUGGGGGCCUGACCUUCCCGUCCAAGCAAUCAUCGCGAAUGGUUGACGUCGUCCAACCCUCAACGGCGAGGGCCCUUGCCCAGCGAUAUGACUCGUACGACGAUUAUUCUCUUAGUUUGAUGCCUUUUUUUUGCCUUGCCUCCUACCCUGUUGGGCCAUCCUGGGAUCGGAUCACCUGGAACUUUGUUCAGAGGUUGUCGCUCGGCGCUGAGGCUCAGACGGCAUUUAGACUUUCCAUCCAGGUUCCCCAUGAACCAGAGGAUUCCGCAUGCAUAUGUACGAUGCAGUCGCCGGAACAAGUACACGACAGAACCAAUCAUCACGCAGCUUCGUCCGUCCAUACGCUGGUCCGCCGACUCCCCGAACGGACGCGCCCUAUCAGCGCCGAACAAAAGGUCCUGCAACUACUGGAUUGGGGCUCAAACGUCAUUCUCAUGUCCAGAACCGUCUGUAUUACCCAUCACCACUUCUCUGGUGCCUUAUGGAAAUAUCCUGUGACGCUCUUUACAUCAGCCCUAUCAAAGAGUUCGGACUUAAGCGGCAAUGGAACACUUGCUACUUCUACAUAAGCAGCAGGAGUCCUGUUUUGGCGUGGUAAACCGGGAAAAGCCAAGAGAAAAAGAAAACGCACACCCAAAAAUCAGAGCACUAAUAUUGAUCUGCUUGGGCAUUGUGCCUCAGAUUGGAUGGAUCGUCUUUGAGCAAAUGUGUCAUCCGAAUAGGGUUGGUUCUAAUCUUUCAGCCGCAGUGCAUGACAAUUCAUUAGUUCUGCAUGCCUAUUCGAGUUACCAAUCACCUCGCAGCAGCCGAAUAAACAUUCCCCUUGGCUUCUGGAGAGUUUAGACACGGGAAUCCCGAGCUGCAUUUCCAGGGCAAACGUGGGAGCCAC
This is a messenger RNA of Aspergillus piperis CBS 112811, 1038 nucleotides long. RefSeq lists its product as uncharacterized. The transcript has a single exon. Bases 188 to 718 code for a protein of 176 amino acids. NCBI's taxonomy places the organism in Eukaryota, Fungi, Ascomycota, Eurotiomycetes, Eurotiales, Aspergillaceae. The record is from RefSeq and is a predicted model, not a curated record.